AUGUUGGACUUUCAACAGAGUGAGGAUAAACUUAAUUGUUAUAUUUAUGUGACCUCUAUCGUGAUUAUUAAGCUUACAUUUGUUAUGUUUUUGCUCAAACAUAUUACAUUAUCAGCUGUUAUUUUUUCAUUUGUUCCAUUAGUUUUGUCGCUUUUGUGCGUAUAUUAUAUUCGCAUAUUGUUGAGCAGGAAUGUUUGUUUGGGGUAAGUACUAAAACAUGGAACCAGCUGAAACCAGCUGAAACCACCUACAACCACCUACAACCAUCUACAACCAUCUACAACCACCUCAAAAAUUCAGCAACCACCUACAACCAUCUCAAAAACAUCAACAGCCACUCGCAAACUAUCUAA
Molecule: messenger RNA, 353 nt
Organism: Pocillopora meandrina
Lineage: Eukaryota; Metazoa; Cnidaria; Anthozoa; Scleractinia; Pocilloporidae
Source: the annotation of a GenBank genome assembly